AUGGCCAGGAUGGAAAAAAGAGCAAAGAGACAGGCCACCACUGCAAGCAAUGGUGUAAUAGCAACAUUCGUCAUUUACCUGGCCGAUGUGAAUAUCACAAGAGAAAUAAUAAACGAAUUCCUACGAGAUGGUAAUGCCACCAUCUGCAAUGGGUCAUCCUGUCAGUAUAAGGAACUGACCAUCAUUAGCUAUCCACAAGUUGACAGCAAGGCAAACCUUUGCGACUAUCCAGAAAUCCACAAAUGUGAUAAGUCAACAACUACUUGUGAACAGUCUGGACAACCACCAGUAACCUAUUGCAAUUGUAAAAAGGGUUUCGAGCCCUUCCCGUCAGAUAAUCAUAUCUGUCGUGAUAUCGAUGAGUGUGCAAACAAUGCUACAAAUUUUUGCCCUGAGCCAAGUAAAUGCAUCAAUGAUCCACCAGGCAGCUUCACCUGCCCCUGUAAUGAGGGACAGUAUUGGGACACAAACAACAGAACAUGUGCUGCUGAUGGAUGCACUGCCAUGCCUUGCAAAAAUGGUGUCUGCUUUUCUUUGAAAAAUUCAACAAGCUUUGCUUGCAAAUGUAACUCCGGCUGGGAAGGAAGUUUUUGUGAAAAUGAAGAUGCUGAAGCUUAUCGGCUGAAAGUGGCAGUCAUAUGUGUCAGCGUUAUCCUGGGUGUCUUCUGUCUGGUGCUGCUGAUCAUCCUCAUUGUUAUCUGUGUAAGACAACACAGGCAAGUCAAAUAUGCUCCUUAA
Molecule: messenger RNA, 738 nt
Organism: Candidula unifasciata
Lineage: Eukaryota; Metazoa; Mollusca; Gastropoda; Stylommatophora; Geomitridae
Source: the annotation of a GenBank genome assembly